Molecule: messenger RNA, 3005 nt
Organism: Diceros bicornis minor
Lineage: Eukaryota; Metazoa; Chordata; Mammalia; Perissodactyla; Rhinocerotidae
Gene: HGSNAT
Product: heparan-alpha-glucosaminide N-acetyltransferase
Exons: 17
Coding region: 848-2926 (692 amino acids)
Biological process (GO): lysosomal transport
Cellular component (GO): lysosomal membrane
Source: RefSeq, a predicted model, not a curated record
GGCCGGAGAAGCAGUGCCUCGGUGCGCGCCUCGGAUCCGAACCCUGCCUCCACGCGCGCACUUAACCGCUAAGCCACGGGGCCGGCCCUAUAGCAUCAUUUCUUAUGAUAGGAAGAAGUAGGAAAUGGGGAGAAAUUGGAAAUAAGGCGACAUGGAAAAGGGAGAAACAGCUUUUAAAAAUAUUUAAGCAAAUGUUCCUAAUCCUAACGAAGCCCCUGUUGUGCCUGCAUUGAUUGGAUGUGUCCUGGGUCACUUGCAUCAUUUGUGUCAGGCUUUGUGCCAAGCACCUUGCAUAUGUUUCAGUUUUAGCCCUCCCACCAAUGCUAUGAAGUACACACUGUUAUGACCCCUAAUUUAUUGACCAGGAAACUGAGGCAGGGUGGGAUUCAAAUUCAGGUUGGUCUGAUUUGGAGUCCACGUACUUAGCUCACCAUAUUAUUAUACUCCUGGUCCCAAACCCUGCUUCCGCUGGAAGCUGUCCAGAAGGACGCCAAAGAACAGAAACAGUGGUUGGUAAAGCUUUGUUGAGCCCUGAGGAAAAAAAGCUUGAGUAGGUUAUUAAGAGUUAUACACGGUGUGUUUUAGCUAGCCCUAGCGGUCUAAUGGUUAAGAUUCCAUCACCACGGCCUGGGUUCAUUUCCUGGUCAGGGAACCACACCACCCAUCUGUCUGUUGUCAUCCUGUGGCAGCUGCGUGUUGCUGUGAUGCUGAAGGCCAUGCCACUGGAAUUUCAAAUACCAGCAGGGUCACCCAUGGCGGACAGGUUUCAGCAGAGCUUCCAGACUAAGACAGACUAGGAAGAAGGACCUGGCCACUCACUUCCGAAAAAACUCAUCGUGAAAACCCUAUGAAUAGCAGCGGAGCAUUGUCUGAUACAGCACCGGAAGACAAGAAACGGCAUGUAGAGCUGAAGAUGGACCAAGCUUUGCUGCUUAUCCAUAAUGAGCUACUCGGGACAAACCUGACCGUCUACUGGAAUUCUGAACGCUGUUAUCAUUGCCUGUUUCAGGUUCUGGUAAACGUCUCCCAGAGUCCAGGGCCUGGGGAGCCCGGCGCGGCCGCCGUGGGCGUGAGCACUCAGCACAGCGUCGUCCUGCAGCUUAACGCCACCGCGGAGGAGAAGGAAGUGUGCAGGCUGGAAUACAAAUUUGGAGAAUUUGGAAACUAUUCUCUCUUGGUAAAGAAGGUCCAAAAUGGAGUCAAUGAAAUUGCGUGUGACUUAGUUGUCAAUGAGAAUCCAGUUGACAGUAACCUUCCUGUGAGUAUUGCGUUCCUUGUUGGUCUGGCGCUCAUCAUUGUGGUGUCCUUUCUAAGGUUCUUGUUGAGUUUGGAUGACUUUAAUAAUUGGAUUUCUAAGGCAAUAAAUUCCCGGGAAACUGAUCGCCUCAUCAAUUCUGAGCUGGGCUCUCCAAGCAGGGCAGACCCGCUUGCUGGCGCUCCCCAGGUGGAGGCGUGGGCUCCAUCUGCAGCAGCGCAGCGCCUCCGCUGUGUGGACACGUUCAGGGGGAUAGCUCUCAUCAUCAUGGUCUUCGUUAACUACGGAGGAGGGAGAUACUGGUACUUCAAACACGCGAGUUGGAAUGGACUGACAGUGGCUGACCUUGUGUUCCCAUGGUUUGUAUUUAUUAUGGGAUCUUCGAUUUUUCUUUCAAUGACCUCCAUACUGAAGCGGGGAUGUUCAAAAUUCAGAUUGCUGGGGAAAAUUGCGUGGAGGAGUUUCCUGUUAAUCUCUAUAGGAAUCAUCAUUGUGAACCCCAAUUAUUGCCUUGGUCCAUUGUCUUGGGACAAGUUGCGAAUCCCUGGCGUGCUCCAGCGGUUGGGGGUGACGUACUUUGUGGUUGCCGUGCUGGAACUCCUCUUUGCUAAACCUGUGCCUGAAAGUUGUGCCUCGGAGAGGGGCUGCUCUUCUCUUCGAGACGUCCUGUGCGGCUGGCCCCAGUGGCUCUUCAUCCUGAUGCUGGAAAGCGUCUGGCUGGGUUUGACCUUCCUCUUGCCUGUUCCUGGAUGCCCCACUGGUUACCUGGGCCCCGGUGGCAUUGGAGAUCUGGGGAAGUACCCGAACUGCACUGGAGGAGCUGCCGGCCACAUCGACCGCCUGCUUCUGGGAGAGGAUCACCUUUACCAGCGCCCUUCCCCGACUGUGCUGUAUCACACCCAGGUGGCCUAUGACCCGGAAGGCAUCCUGGGGACCAUCAACUCCAUUGUGAUGGCAUUCCUAGGAGUUCAGGCAGGAAAAAUACUCUUGUAUUACAAGGAUCAGACCAAAGACAUCCUGAUCAGAUUUACUGCCUGGUCUUGUUUUCUAGGGCUUAUUUCUGUUGCUUUGACGAAAGUUUCUGAAAAUGAAGGCUUUAUUCCAGUAAACAAAAAUCUCUGGUCCAUUUCCUACGUCACCACGCUCAGCUCCUUUGCCUUCUUCAUCCUGCUCGUCCUGUAUCCCGUCGUGGAUGUGAAGGGUCUGUGGACAGGAACCCCAUUCUUUUACCCCGGCAAGUCACCCCUCACCCCAGACAGAGUCGAUGAUGGUGACCAGUGGGCUGGCCCAGAGACCAGCGGAGUGUGCCCAGUGCAGAGGCCUCAAGCCACAGCCCGGGUGGCCUGUUUCCAAGAUGCAGGUGGAGGGAGAAAGCAUGCUGUCCCAGGCCACGCACGAUGUCACUGGCCUGUUCCAAAGCAGUCCACCCCAUUUCACUCACUUAGACCGUGGGGUCAUAAAUGCGUUCCACUCGUUUCUUCAGGCGAUACUGAAUUGUGGGGGAUCGGAAACGAUCUGGGGCAUAUCAUCCUGUUUCUAAUACUUGAGAAAUGGGGCCAUACUUUCUUUCGUAAUGUAAACAUACUACCUUACAGAUUAUACAUAAGAAAUAUCGAGACACUAUCAAGAGAGAAACAGUAUGGCCUAGGUGCAGUUCUGCCUGAAGGCUGAGAGACCUGGUGGUUUCAGUGGCUCAGGUCAGCCUCUGAUUCUAGUAAAGCCACAUUCUUUGGACCUCAAGUUUUCUGUC